Penaeus indicus is the source of this 1088-nucleotide messenger RNA. It is a transcript of the gene SpdS, whose product is annotated as spermidine synthase-like. Bases 120 to 1028 code for a protein of 302 amino acids. NCBI's taxonomy places the organism in Eukaryota, Metazoa, Arthropoda, Malacostraca, Decapoda, Penaeidae. Gene Ontology annotation, molecular function: catalytic activity. The transcript is spliced from 8 exons. The record is from RefSeq and is a predicted model, not a curated record.
AAAAAAACUCAGAAAGCCGACGUUAUUUGACCAGGAAACACGCCACGGUCUAACACAACAUCCCCAUAUCUCCCAAAGAACGAACGGGUGUAGGUCUUCAGGAAAACAUCACUGGUGCGAUGGACCAAAAACUCGAUGGCUGGUUUACGGAGCGGUCUCCCAUGUGGCCCGGACAAGCCUUUUCUCUGAAGGUGGAGAAGGUUCUUCAUGAAAAGCAGUCCAAGUACCAACACAUCCAGCUGUUUGAGAGCUCCAACUAUGGGAAAGUGAUGGUGCUAGAUGGUGCCAUCCAGUUUACAGAACGUGACGAGUGCUCGUACCAGGAGAUGAUAACGUUCUUACCCCUUAACUCUCAUCCUUCUCCAAAAAAGGUACUGAUUGUUGGAGGUGGUGACGGGGGUGUUGCACGCGAGGUAGCCAAACACCCAGCAGUUGAGAAAGUGGUUCAGUGUGAAAUAGAUAGUGAGGUAAUAGAAGCUUGCAAAACUUAUGCUCCUUCACUGGGAUGUGGAUUUAGCAACCCAAAACUGACUCUCUACACUGGCGAUGGCGCAGAAUUCCUUGAGAAAACGGACGAAAAGUUUGACGUCAUAAUCACCGAUGCGUCAGAUCCUGUUGUUGCCGACGAUGACCAAGGAAGCUCCACUAAAGAUGGUCCAGCAGUGUCACUCUUCAAUGAGGCUUAUUAUGCGAAGAUGAAGGACAAACUGGCCGACGGAGGAAUACUCUCAUGCCAGUGUGAGUCCAUGUGGCUGCACACAGCCCUUAUUACUUCCUUGAUCAAGACCUGCCGGACGAUCUACCCGGUGGUCGAAUACGCUUAUACUUGCACGCCGUCAUAUCCCUCAGGCCAGAUUGGCUUUCUCCUCUGCAGUAAAAAUGAGAACACAAAUUUCAGGGAGCCGGUAACAGUUUGGGAUCUGGAAGCCGCAGAGAAAAUGAACUUGAAAUAUUACAAUUCCGACAUCCACCGCGCUUCCUUCAUCAUGCCAACUUUCAUGAGGCGCGAACUGGAUAACGUUAAAUAGAUGCCGGCUUGUUCGUCCUGUUGUAUUUGAGCAUAAAUGAAGAUCAGCCUUUCUCAUUAC